Molecule: messenger RNA, 1874 nt
Organism: Limulus polyphemus (Atlantic horseshoe crab)
Lineage: Eukaryota; Metazoa; Arthropoda; Merostomata; Xiphosura; Limulidae
Product: glycerol-3-phosphate phosphatase-like
Exons: 3
Coding region: 159-512 (117 amino acids)
Cellular component (GO): cytoplasm
Molecular function (GO): phosphatase activity
Source: RefSeq, a predicted model, not a curated record
UUAUUCUUACCUAUUUCAUUAUGUGCUAGGUAGGAGCUGUGGUUGUGGGGUUUGAUCAACAUGUAAGCUAUCCUAAGCUAGUCAAAGCUGCCAGUUACCUCAAGAAUCCUGAUUGUAUAUUUAUAGCCACCAAUGCUGAUGAGAAGUUCCCAACAGAGAUGAAGCAUUUAGUGAUUCCUGGAACAGGAACCUUUGUUCGAGCUGUAGAAACUGUGUCUGGAAGGGCUCCUAUUAUUCUUGGAAAACCAGAGAAGUUUAUGUAUGACUGCAUUAAAUAUGAAUUUCCAGAUUUAGAUCCAUCAAAAGCCAUUAUGAUUGGAGACCGGCUUAACACUGACAUCCUUCUAGGGAAGACCACUGGAUUGCGAACAUUGCUGGUUUUGACAGGUAUCAGUGAUCUUAAUGAAGUUGAAAGAUGCAGUAAUAGCGACUGUGAGAAUGAUCAAAAGAUGGUUCCUGAUUAUUAUCUCCCAAGCUUAGCUGACCUGGGACAAAUGAUGGGAGUAUUCUGAUAAAAUGUUCGAGUAGCAAAUGUGACUUUUUUGCUGCCAAGUUGAUCUACAUUACACUGUAGUUUUUACCUUCUUUUUUCUAUUUAUCUGGAAGGUAUUUUUUGCUGUUACUGUUUAAUAGCAUUAUGAUUUCAUCACAAGUUUAUUAUCAGCAGUAAAUCACCUAAAUUAUUAAACAUAUCUGUAUACAGUGAUGUUUUUGUUAGCCUAUUAAAAUAUAUUAUACCUCCUUAAAGUGCAGGGAAGUAUAGGUCUUUCGUGGGCAAAUUAAAGUUUACCAUAGCACAUCAGUCAUGUGUUUAGUGUGUAGUUAUAUCAACUUUAUUGUGAUAGUGAAAAUACUAGUGUUUUAUAGAGAACAUGCUAUUUAAUUUAUAGGCCAGAUGCAUGACUGUUCCGAUUUCAUCAUAAGCUAAAGUUAUGAAAUAUAUAAAUAUGUUGAAAUAAAACGCAUGAAUUCUAAAAAAAAUCUUUGCAACUGGUAUUUCUUAUUUACAUCAAAUGACUGUAGAAAUCAAGUUUGACCUAAUAGUGUUACAUUUAGGUUUUAUAAGAAGUUUAUAGCACAUUUAAUAUUUCAAUUAAUAAAACAAAAGAAAAUGACAGUGAUGUAGCUCCACCAACUUCACAGGAUUAUAGUGUAUAAACACACACAUUAUUCACUCAACUCAUCAGUUAGACAAAAUACAAAACCCUGUAACUUGAGCACUUUUGAAAGGGCUUGGGUUACAGGGUUUUAUCUUUCAAUUUUUGGACCUACAUGCUUUCCUAUCACCUUAACCCAACUUUUACCAAGUGUUAAAGAAUACCCAAGGUAUGAAAAAAAAAGCAUUCCACAAAGGUUUUCAAAUUCUGACAAACAUGACAUCACAAAUUUAUAGCCAUUAAAAUGUUUUAUUUAAAAAUUAAACAGUUUUUUAUUAAAUAUAAAUACUGAUGUAACUCAAGUUUCUUUUACUUUAUUAAUAUGAGAUCAGAAAGUUUACACUUAUAUUAAUUUAGGUUGUGAAGAUAACAUUUUUCAUUCAUUAUAUGCUUAAAUACAAUUUUUUUAUUCCUGUUAAUUAUAAUUUAAGCAAGCAUUUUUUAAACUAUUUUUUUUACCACUAACAAAUUCACAUCAUUGAGGGAUUCACUCCUUACAAAACUAUCAAUAUUUGUUUGGAAGCUUUAAUAGCAUAUUUUAAUUUUACACAUGUCCUAAUUCUAUAGCAUAUUGUUUAAUAUCUCUUAAUGUCAUUUCAGUCCACAGAAAGAUCCAGUGUGACUUUUAUGCUUGUUUUACAUUAAUUCAUCAUAGAAACUUGUUUGUCAUAACAUUUAAUUCAGCCAAAGAUGAGUCUGGUUACACAGGUGCAUGAA